Saccostrea echinata is the source of this 591-nucleotide messenger RNA. RefSeq lists its product as uncharacterized. The transcript has a single exon. The record is from RefSeq and is a predicted model, not a curated record. Bases 1 to 591 code for a protein of 196 amino acids. NCBI's taxonomy places the organism in Eukaryota, Metazoa, Mollusca, Bivalvia, Ostreida, Ostreidae.
AUGUAUAUUGUCCCACCUAACUAUAAUAGGAUAGGAACAGUCCUGAAAAUCGUGUCUCCUUUCGAAAACCGGCUUAUUUAUAAAAUAGGUAAUAAACAAACGAAGAAAACACUUCAACCGAGUGGAUACUUUGAAAUCAAUUUCUCCGAUGAAGAGGCCGUUGUGAUAGAUUCAGAAAAGCCGGUGCUGGUUACUAGUUUUUCUACUGGAUCUUACGACACAGGUGACCCUUAUAUGAAUAAUGUACCAGGAAUUAGGCAGUAUACAGAUAAAUAUCUAGUGGUUGUUCCUGCAAACUUCAAAGAAAAUUACGUCGGCUUAACCAUUGAAGAAAAAUCUCUUAAAAACUUAAUGUUAAACGAAACAAAAAUCAUACAUUACUUGAAUGACAGGAAAUUCUACACAACCGUAACAGUUAGGGACAUGGACUUUGUCGUGCUUGUUUUACAAGUACAGGGAGGUCUGUUAAGAGUUAAAUCUACAAAUAAUGCAGCGUUCGGAUUAAUCGUUUAUGGUCAUAGAAAAAACGAUGGACACGGGUUUGCAGGAAAAGCAGUUCUGCCUGACGUGUGUGUCCACCCUUACGAAUAA